This is a messenger RNA of Myotis myotis, 2108 nucleotides long. RefSeq names its product transmembrane protein 163 (gene TMEM163). Gene Ontology annotation, cellular component: synaptic vesicle membrane. Lineage: Eukaryota; Metazoa; Chordata; Mammalia; Chiroptera; Vespertilionidae. Bases 519 to 1382 code for a protein of 287 amino acids. Gene Ontology annotation, molecular function: zinc ion binding. The record is from RefSeq and is a predicted model, not a curated record. The transcript is spliced from 8 exons.
GCCCGUGCGGUUCCAGCGGGGAGAGAUGCCAAAUUAGGGCGCCGCCCGCCCUCCGGCCCGAGCGCGGCCGCGGGCUUCCCGGACGGCAGGGGAAACCGGGCCGGGGGUUCCCCUCCGGGCACGCGGCGCGAGCGGAGCAGGGCUCCCGUCACCCCCUCGCUAGGCCCGGCCGGUGCGCCCCCGUAGUUCCCGGGCGCGACUGGCCCGCCGAAUCCUUCCGUCCACACGGUCUCGGCGCGCGGGUUCGGCUCCGGGGCCUCGGGGCGGGUCCCCGCCGCGGCACCUGCCCCAGGGGGCGGAGCGCGGCAGCCACUCCGCGGCCCCGGCCACGGGCGCGCGGCUCCCGGCACCCCCGCCCCUGCAGCCGGCGCACCUCCACACUCGCGGCGCCGCCUCCCUCCCUGCCGGCGCUGUCCGUCCGUCCGUCCCUCCGCCGGCUCACAGCCUCCGAGCCCCGCACUUUUGGCUAGAAUCCCCGCCGCUCUCCUCGCCGCCGCUGGGAUCCGCAGCCCCGCGCCAUGGAGACGGCAGCGGGCAGCGAGCGCCGCAGCCCUCCGGGCCCCGUCGCCCCGCCACGGACCCGGGGCCACGCGCCCUUGGCCGCUGCCCCCGGCCCGCUGAGCCCCCCAGCGCGCGAGCCGCCGCAGCCCGAGGAGGGGCAGCAGCUGCGGAUCAGCCAGAGCGGCCAGUUCAACGACGGGCUGGAGGACCGAGGCUUGCUAGAAAGCAGCACUCGGCUGAAACCUCACGAAGCCCAGAACUACAGGAAGAAGGCCUUGUGGGUCUCCUGGUUCUCCAUCGUCGUGACGUUGGCCCUGGCCGUGGCUGCCUUCACUGUCUCCGUUAUGAGGUACAGCGCCUCUGCUUUUGGGUUUGCAUUUGAUGCUGUCCUCGAUGUCCUGUCAUCGGCAAUCGUUCUGUGGCGCUACAGCAACGCGGCCGCCGUGCACUCUGCCCACAGGGAGUACCUAGCCUGUGUCAUCCUGGGGGUGAUAUUCCUUCUGUCAUCCUUAUGUAUAGUGAUCAAAGCCAUCCAUGACCUCUCCAUUAAGCUGCUCCCAGAAGUGGAUGACUUCCUGUUCAGCGUCUCCAUUUUGAGUGGGAUCCUCUGCAGCACGCUGGCCGUGCUGAAGUUCAUGCUGGGGAAGGUGCUGACCAGCAGAGCGCUCAUAACCGACGGGUUUAACUCCCUCGUGGGAGGCGUGAUGGGCUUCUCUAUUCUUCUGAGCGCGGAGGUAUUCAAGCAUAACUCAGCGGUCUGGUACCUGGAUGGCAGCACAGGUGUGCUCAUCGGCCUUAUCAUAUUUGCCUAUGGGGUCAAACUCCUCAUCGACAUGGUGCCCAGGGUGAGGCAGACGCGCCACUACGAGAUGUUUGAGUGAAGGGCCCGAGUGCCAGUCUGCAUCUGCAUGAAGACAUCAGGACGAGAGGGUCCCACACGGCGGACGGUGCCAGUAUUUAGCUGAACAUCCACUUCCUUAUUUGGAGAGUUUGUGUUCACGGGAACAGGCGUGCCCAGCAGGUUGGUCUGCACUGCUCCCCUCGCCCACCUCCCCCGUCACCCCAUCAGGACGCCGUGCACAGGAGGGGACACUGGUUUUCCCAUGCCCAUUGGGAGCUGGCUGUUUCUGUUUUCUGGAGUAAAAAGGUUCCUGUGGGUUGGGUAAGGUCUCUGUUGGCAGGAAGUUCUGAAACAGAGCCACUGACCACACCCGCCUCCUCUGGGCAUGGAGCAGCUCGGGCCCUUGGAGCUCAUCUCUCCGGCAGAACUGAAGGGAAGACCGUGUGUACCCUUCUGUCCCUCACUCUUCACAUGCCCAGAACCGUCAGUGUCACACUUCCUAAUUCCUAUCACUGUAUUUCAUUAGUUUCAUACUGUUUUACUAAUCCUGAAUCUAAACAGAUUGGUUCAAAAGGAGAUCGUUCUAUUUUUAAAGUAUUUAGUGAUGUACGUGUGAGCUUUGCAUGGACGAACUAAGCACAUGACCCUUUCUUGUACAUCAGAACCUGCACACACAUGUAAAAACAGGACCCGUUUUUGACAGAUGUGAAACCACCGUUUAUUUGUAAUAAAUAAUUACACAAUCUACCCACAUGUGCAGGUAUCU